Molecule: messenger RNA, 5233 nt
Organism: Cavia porcellus (domestic guinea pig)
Lineage: Eukaryota; Metazoa; Chordata; Mammalia; Rodentia; Caviidae
Gene: Ppm1f
Product: protein phosphatase, Mg2+/Mn2+ dependent 1F
Exons: 8
Coding region: 215-1540 (441 amino acids)
Biological process (GO): peptidyl-threonine dephosphorylation
Molecular function (GO): cation binding; protein serine/threonine phosphatase activity
Source: RefSeq, a predicted model, not a curated record
GCCCCACCCGCGGGAGGCCUGACUGCGCCUGCGCAGCGCCCGCUGCGGCCCGGGACGGGAAGUGGGCUGGACCCGCCUGGAGCUGCUUGCGGGGCACGGAGCUGCUAGGUGGCAGAGUGAAGACUGACUCGAGACUGUUACAUCCUUGUCCCAGCUGCAAGCUCCCCGGGAUGUUCUGAACAUCUCCUGUGGAGCCCCACAGAACAGCAGCCCGAUGGCUUGUGACGCAGAAAUCUCAGACUUCCUGAACACAUUUCUUCAAGACUUCCCAGCCCCACUGAACCCGGAGAGCCCCUUGCCAUGGAGGUUCUCGGGAGCAACUCUGAGCCGAGAAGAGUUGGAGGGCGAGCUGGCUGAGCUGGCGAUGGGCUUUCUGAGCAGCAGGAAUGCCCCACUGCCACUUGCUGCAGCUCUGACCCAUGAGGCCAUUUCCCAGAUGCUGCAGGCUGACCUUUCAGAGUUUAGGAAGUUGCCCAAGCAAGAAGAGGAAGAAGGGAAGGACAAUGAGGAAAUGAAGGCUACGGUGACCUUGUUAGAUACCACAGAAGUGGCGCGGAGUUUCUUUAACCAGCUCUGGAAAGUAAGUAGCCAGUGGCAGAAGCAGGUGCCAGUUACUGCCCGAACCCCACAGAAGGAGUGGGUGGUCUCUAUCCACGCCAUCCGGAAUGCUCGCCGCAGGAUGGAGGACCGGCAUGUGUUCCUUCCUGCCUUCAACCUGCUCUUCGGCUUAUCUGACUCUGUGGACCGUGCCUACUUCGCUGUGUUUGACGGUCAUGGAGGUGUGGAUGCUGCAAGAUAUGCUGCUGUUCAUGUACACGUCAAUGCUGCCCGCCAGCCAAAGCUGCUUACAGACCCUGCGGAAGCCCUCAAAGAAGCCUUCCAGCACACUGAUGAAAUGUUUCUCUGGAAAGCCAAGCGAGAGCGGCUGCAGAGUGGCACCACAGGCGUAUGCGCGCUUAUUGCUGGAACAAACCUGCACGUUGCCUGGCUCGGAGACUCCCAGGUCUUCCUGGUGCAGCAGGGACAGUUGAUAAAGUUGAUGGAGCCACACAGACCUGACCAACCGGAGGAGUGGGAACGAAUCCAACGAUUGGGUGGCUUUGUGACUUUCUUGGACUGCUGGAGAGUCAAUGCAGCCCUGGCUGUCUCUAGAGCUAUCGGGGAUAUCUUCCAGAAACCCUAUGUGUCUGGGGAUGCAGAUUCGACCUCCCGGGAGCUGACUGGCUCUGAGGACUACCUGCUGCUUGCCUGUGACGGCUUCUUUGACUUUGUCCACCUUGAUGAAAUUGCCAGCCUUGUCCACAGUCACCUGGUCAAACAGGAGGGCGAUGGGGCCCAUGUUGCCGAGGAGCUGGUGGCGGUGGCCCGGGAUCGAGGCUCCAGUGACAACAUCACAGUUAUGGUGGUUUUCCUCAGGGACCCCCGAGAGCUGCUGGAGAGUGGGGUCCAGGGGCCAGGCAACUCCCAAGCAGAUGUGAGAAGCCAAGACUUGUCCGCUGGCCUCUCAAAUCCCCAGACUGACACUCCACAGAGAAACUAGGUGGUCCAGGUCCCCCAUCAUUCCCUGCCCUCAACCCUUCCCUCCACCCAUGUGAGUCUCCUCAGAGGCCUUAGGACCUGACAGUCAAUAGUGAGCAGGGUGAAACCACCCACACAAUGCUUGCCCCGGCAUCCCAAGACCGCUGGCAGUGUGUGCUACACCCUGUUCUGGUGACUGCAGAACUGCUCCUGGCAGGGCUCAGAAGCAGGCAUAGGGAAAAGAUCUUACCAAAGUAAAGAUGGCCCAGGAAGUGGCCUUGACCUUCCAUCAAGGCAGGGGUGGGCCCAACAGUCAAAGACACCUGGCAGCAGUCUGACUAAAGACAGGGUGUAUAUCUGGAGCACUAGGAUACAUGUGUUGGGGACCCCUCAGCAGACCUCAGAGGUCCAUCCAUCUUCAGGAAUCUCCUGGAGUCAGGUCAAGCAGGCAGUAUAUCCUAGUAUAGCCUAGGUUUCUUAUGGCUUCUCACUGUGGCUGUGGCCAUGGCCAUGGCCAUGGAUGGCCGUGAUGGGAGGAAAAGAUCAUAUUGACGGAUAAAGGCCUGGCAGGUCUUAGUUGACCUCACUGGCUUCCCAAAGAGGUGAGAGCAACCUCUCUGGAAAGAGAGGGAAGCCAAGGGUCUGGUCCACAGCUGCCAGAGCCACCCGUGAUGUGCUAGGGUCCACAAGGCCCUCUUCCUGUUUCCCUUGAGCGCCCUGGAGAGGGGAAGCUCUGCACUUACUGACACAAGACGUGUGUGUCAUUUGUGUAUUUGGGUUUUAUUCUGGGAAUAGUCUAAUUCAGAAGCAGUAUUUCAGAUUUUGUCUUUGUCAGUGCCAAGAAGACCCAUAGUGUCAUAUAAUUUAAGCAGAGGUUGGUGUUUAUUUCUUAGAAAAUUUAAGUAUUUACUUUUUUUUCUUCUAUUUUGGAAAUAUUUUCAUUGCAGUAUUAUUGAGUUUUUUUAUUUUUUUGUUUGUGUUUUGUUUUUGUAAAUCAGGAUUGAAACAGAAACUUUUCCAGGGGGUGUUAAUAAGUCACUUAAGUGCCUUAAAUGGCUAUCGGGAGAUGAGACCUACUGGUCUACCAUGAAUUCUGACAGGCCCAUUGAAGUUCUUACAGAAGCAGCAUUUGUUUUGCUAGGAAGGCGUGAUUUUGGCUAGAGUUCUUUUCCUUCUUUGUCUUGCCAGGCACCCCCAGGAGCCUCUCUAGGGUGAUUGACAGGAGCCAUGACAUGGGUGGGGCUGCUGCCUGGGCUCUGCUAUGCCAUCUCUGGUUGGAUCCCAGGCAGAGUGAUCCUACUACUACUUGAGUAGAAUGUUCCAGAAUAUCUUUGUGUAUUUGUAAUCACACUGGUUUCUUCAUGGGAAAUUGCUUAAGAGGCUCUGGGAAGCCCAGAGGCAGCCCAGUGUCUUGGCAUUGUCUGGACACAGGGGUGAGAGGCUGCUGGCAAUCUGACAGCAUUGGCCAUAGCGCCUCCUCCCUCCAGCCCCCAGGCUCAUGUCUUCCCCUGCAGGGCUUUUUCCUAUAGCUUCGAGAAUGAAGGACUCGAUGUCCUCUUGAAUACUGGGAAACUAAGGCUCAGAAGUGGGAAGGUGAUACUUAAGUGUCUCAAGGAGCUUGUGUAGUUACGUGUAGAGUUGAAACUGGUAGGACUGAGGAGUUCAAGCAGAGGGCAGGGACAUGGCAGGAGAAAAGGGCCCUGGUGGCCCAUGGAGAACAGCUUCAGGGAAGGGCUGAGCAGCAGUAGAGCUGCUCCCACAGAGGUGCGAAGAGCAGUGGGUGGCUUAGCUAGGGCUUGUGACAGGAACAGUAAGAGGCAGCUUGGCCAUGAGAUCCCUGCAGAAGUGAUCAGAGUCCACCUGCAGACAGCAGGGUACCAGGAAACUAGGGCUGUGCUCAGUGCAUCUCACCCUUCUCCCAACUCAUGGAAAGGACAGAUGUGCAAGACCCCCCAGCCAAGUCUACAUCUGCAUGAAGGGCAGAGCCAGCCCUGGUGGCUCCUCACCUUCUCCCCUCACACUCUCCUACAGUGGGGCAUCAGGAAGUGAAACCGUACUCUAAGGCAUUGCUCAGUCUUCUGAUAGACAGCGCCUUAAGCAUUGCCAUUCAGAGAAUAGUUGGACACCAACAGUGACUAGGCAUUGCUUAGCUUAGCUUAAAGGCCCUACAGCCUUCUGAGGGCCAGAAGCCAGGGCCCCUCCUGUGUGCUCAGCAGAGGACUGGGCAAGAUUCAGGAGUGUGGCUCUAUUUAUCCCUCACUACUAGCCCAUCCUGCUCAUGGUAGUGACCUUGACAGAGAGGGAGUUUUGACUUGUUUUUCUUUGCUUUGCUAAUCUUACUCUAUUCACUACUGCUAAGAGAGGAGUUAUACCCCAGUGACAUUUGGAUCAUACCCUUUGCUGGUCUGCUUUAUUGCCUGGCCUGAGGCCCUGCCAGACCGCCUCUCAGGCUUGGCACAGGGCCAAGCCCCUUCCCCACACUUGUCUGAACACCUGCCCUAAACCCCUGAGCUGGGCUACCCUGCUGUGGGAACAGCCAGGGUCCUGAAUGCAGCAGUCUGGGCCAUCGUUAGGGUUGGUCAGGAACUGGCUUUGCAGUAGCUUCUGAGUGGAGAGAAGAACCUCUCUGACCAGGGAUACCAUGAAAAUCUGAACCCCAUUUCAAAGAGCAGCUUUCUCAUCAGCACAGUGUAUAAGCUGAGCAAGUCAUUGUACCUUUCUGGACCUCUGUUUCCCUUUUGUUAGGCAUAGGGGUUGCACAACAUCUGCUGUGGCUCCAACUGGGAAUUCUGGAAAUGUAGGGGCUACUCAAGGUAAGCCUGCAUAUCCUGGAGAGAUGCUGCCAGUGCUGAGGCCCCUCUCCUCUUGCCAGCAGGGAGGGGUGAUUAAGUAUUAUUAGUGUCUAUUCUUAAAAUUAAGUGGGUUGGAAAAGAAUCAACUUACAGAUGCCAGCGCCUUAUAUGGAAUACAAAAGCUGGAGAAAUCAAACCCUGCUUUUACAGGUGCUGCUGAUUCCCAACUGAGUCCUGCAGGGUGGUAGAAUUAGGUGAGGCAGGAAGGCAUAACCAAUUCUCAAGGGUGUCCUAGCCAAAAUUCAGGCUAGAGAGUAUGUUUUAGAGGUCUGGAGACAUGGUGUGAGUGUCACAGCCUAUGGGGUCUCAGACUCCCAGAGACCUUGCCUAAUCCCCUGCCACUGACCACAGUCUGUUUCCUACCCUCUUGGGGUAGCAUGCAGCCCCUGUCCUCACCCUCCCCUGCCAUAGCAUGUUCCAGCGUGGGUAUCCCGGCUACCUCAGCAGUAUUUCCAGUACUGGGAGGCCAGCCUUGGUCACUCCUAAGGACUGCCCCUCACCCCAAGCUACCUGGAAGCCAGGUAGACCUGUAUAAAAUAAGCUGUGUAUCUGGUUUGAUUUGCCUCUGUAUUCCAAAAGGGGCAAACUCUGGAGUCCUAUGCUUUUGCUGAGACUCCUCAACUUUGCCAAAUGUGCCGAGCUUUGCCAUUCAUGUGCCAUAUGGGCCUUGCCAAAGGUUUUUCUGUACACACUUGGGGGGCUUCCUGAGAAUUGUGUUCUUGCAUAGCAGGGGAUCUUGUUCCAAGACAUCACUGUUUUCCACGGUCUUGGGGGACAAGUUCCAAGGUGAAGGGACCAAAUUGUGGUCUCUUCCCAGGGGCCCACCAUGCUGAAGUGUCAAUAAACCAUGAAUUUCAAGACUC